This is a messenger RNA of Saccharomyces kudriavzevii IFO 1802, 930 nucleotides long. It is a transcript of the gene TGS1, whose product is annotated as RNA methyltransferase. NCBI's taxonomy places the organism in Eukaryota, Fungi, Ascomycota, Saccharomycetes, Saccharomycetales, Saccharomycetaceae. The transcript has a single exon. Gene Ontology annotation, biological process: 7-methylguanosine RNA capping; 7-methylguanosine cap hypermethylation. The record is from RefSeq and is a predicted model, not a curated record. Gene Ontology annotation, cellular component: nucleus. The coding region runs from base 1 to 930 and encodes 309 amino acids. Gene Ontology annotation, molecular function: RNA cap trimethylguanosine synthase activity.
AUGGGAAAAACUUUUAUUCAUGCAUCGAAAAUAAAACAUGCUGCACGGAAAAGAAAGCAUCAUUCCAAGUAUAAAACCCUGAAAAAGCUGAUAGACAAUGAUGCUUACAAGAUAGAACCAUCAAAGCCAUUACAUAAUGGGAAACUUUUCAAGUAUUGGAAAAAUAGACGUCGAUUGUUUACAAAGAUAGACUCGGCAUCGAUAUACAUGACUGAUGAACUAUGGUUCAGCGUGACACCUGAAAGAAUUGCAUGCUUCUUGGCAAAAUUCGUGAAAGCAUGUAUACCUGAUGGUGAAAGGAUAUUGGAUGUAUUCUGUGGUGGUGGCGGUAAUACUAUACAGUUUGCCCUACAAUUCCCUUAUGUCUAUGGAGUGGAUUACAGCAUUGAACACAUAUAUUGUACCGCGAAGAAUUCCCGAAGUUAUGGAGUGGAUGAUAGAAUAUGGCUGAAACAAGGCUCCUGGAAGAGGCUAGUCUCUAAGGAAAAGCUUUCCAACAUAAAGUACGAUUGUGUAUUCGGAUCACCUCCAUGGGGUGGCCCAGAAUACUUAAGAAGUGAUGUCUAUGAUUUGGAGCAGCAUCUAAAACCCAUGGGGAUAACAAAAAUGCUGAGAAGCUUUCUUAAAUUAAGUCCUAAUGUAAUUAUGUUUUUACCAAGGAACUCUGACUUGGAUCAGCUUUCUCGAGCUACAAGGAAAGUGCUCGGCCCAUUCGCCAAGUGCAAGGUACUGUACGUUAAGGAAAAUGGAUAUAUGAAGGGAAUAUUUUGCAUGUGGGGGGAAUGUUUCUCCAAUUAUGAGCAAGCGACACAAGAAAGCAAUUCAACAGAGUUGAGCUCUGAAAAUGAAGAGCUACCAAGGGGAAAGAAGGGUGAACCCACGGUUGUAAAUGAAGGUAAAAGUGUAGAUAUUUACGACAUAAAUGGUUAA